Messenger RNA from Andrographis paniculata, 3430 nucleotides. RefSeq names its product probable LRR receptor-like serine/threonine-protein kinase IRK. Gene Ontology annotation, molecular function: ATP binding; protein kinase activity; protein binding. Bases 391 to 3228 code for a protein of 945 amino acids. Gene Ontology annotation, cellular component: plasma membrane. The record is from RefSeq and is a predicted model, not a curated record. Gene Ontology annotation, biological process: protein phosphorylation; hormone-mediated signaling pathway. The transcript has 2 exons. NCBI's taxonomy places the organism in Eukaryota, Viridiplantae, Streptophyta, Magnoliopsida, Lamiales, Acanthaceae.
UAUACGCUGUAGUCCGUCCCUAACCUGACUCUGCCGUCGCCGGAAUCGCUGCCGCCGCCGACUAUCGCCUUCUCGUCGGUAGAUUCCUGUAAUUUUAUUUUACCUCGCAUUCUGGUCGUCAGCAUUGCUCCAUUAUCGACUCCAUACAUAUCCACCUUCGCUCUUCACCUUUGGAUUUCUCCCUGUGCUUCGUCUUCUCCAUUCUGAAAGCUUUUCUCAAUUUCAUCUGUAGAUUUUGAACAACUCAUUGAUUGAUGCAGAUGCUUUAAUGGUUUGCAGUUUUUUGGAGAAUUUCUUUCUAGUAUUUUAUCUCUUGGAUUGAUUAUCCACUAUCCAGUGGUCCGAUUUUCUCCUCGAUAACUAAAUUUCCGAAAUGCUUUGACCUCCGCAAUGUCUUCGGCGGUUACAUUUUGCAUUUGCUUCUUAACCAGUUUGUUCCUGUUUGCCGCGGAAUCUGUGAGCGCUUCCUUGAACGACGACGUUUUAGGAUUGAUUUUAUUCAAGGCAGAUGUACAGGACCCCGACGGAAAAUUGGCUUCCUGGAACGAAGACAGCGACAGUCCUUGCAAUAAUUGGGCCGGAGUUAGCUGCGAUCCGAGUUCCAAUCGAGUGUCCGGCGUCGUCCUCGACGGCUACGGCCUGUCGGGUAAGCUAGGGCGAGGGAUUCUUCAAUUGAAAUUCCUGCAGACACUCUCGCUCUCGCGGAACAACUUUUCCGGCGAUGCAACCGUCGGUUUCGCACAGCUGAGUGAUCUCCGAGUGCUGGAUUUGAGCGAGAAUGCUUUCUCUGGUUCAAUCGGAAAUGAUUUCCUUACUCAGUGCGGGAAUUUGCGCUCCCUUUCCCUCUCGAAGAACACCUUCUCAGGCUCGAUUCCUAAGAGUUUGAGCUCCUGUUCGUCUCUGGCUUCCCUCAAUCUCUCCGGCAACCAGUUCUCAGGACGAUUGCCGCCGCAGAUUUGGUCGUUGUCGGCACUCGGUUCGCUCGAUUUAUCGUACAAUUUGUUGGAGGGUGAAAUCCCUGCCGGCAUUGAAGGUGCGAGCAGUUUGGGGGAAAUAAUUCUGAGGAACAAUCGUCUCUCCGGCGAAAUUCCCGAUGGAAUUGGGAACUGCUUGGGGCUAAGGGUAAUCGAUUUUAGUCUAAAUUCGUUUUCUAGAGAGAUUCCGAGCAGUUUGCAGAAACUCUCGUUAUGUAGUGAUCUGAUUCUCCAUGGAAAUGCAUUUACUGGAAAUAUCCCUGAUUGGAUUGGAGAAUUGAGAAGUUUAGAAACUCUAGAUCUCUCCGCUAACAUGUUCUCCGGCGAGAUUCCGACUUCCUUGUCGAAGCUGCAGCAGUUGAAGGCCGUGAAUCUUUCAACCAAUUCCCUCACCGGAAGCCCUCCGGAGACUAUGAUCAACUGUACAAAUCUUAUAACUAUUGACUUUAGUCACAAUGCUUUAACAGGUAAUCUCCGUUCUUGGAUGUUCGACCUCGGUUUGCAGAGAGUUUUGCUUUCGGACAACAGGUUAAGCGGCAGUACCGGAGAUGCUUUCGCUUCAUCGACAGAGAAUUCGCGAGGACGCCUUCUGGUUUUAGAUGUCUCGAAGAAUAAUCUCUCCGGCACAAUCCCGAUUGCUUUAAGAAAUUUCUAUAGCUUGCAGGUUUUGAAUAUGGCAGGGAAUUUGCUCCAUGGCAGCAUUUCUUCAGAGCUUGGAUCAAUGGCGUCUCUUGUGGAGCUGAGGCUUGAAAAUAAUUCACUCGGCGGCGACAUCCCUGCAUCUAUCGGCGACUGUGCUGCCCUGGUAUCGUUGUCUGUCGCGCGCAACGAGCUCACCGGCUCUAUCCCGGGAUCUAUCGCGAAACUUACGAACCUUCAAACGGCGGACUUCUCGUUUAAUCAGCUGAGAGGAACCCUUCCGAAGCAGCUCGAAAAUCUCGUCAAACUUCGGGUAUUCAACAUUUCACACAAUCAGCUACACGGCGAGCUGCCAUUGAGCGUUUUCUUCAACACCAUCGAUCCCUCGUCUGUGUCUGCAAAUCCGUCCCUCUGUGGCGCAGCCGUCAACAGAAGCUGCCCCGGAGUUGUCCCCAAGCCAAUAGUUCUUGAUCCAAACGCUACCGACGCUGCCACAACAGGCUCGACGACUCCCGGUUUCACGCACGGGAGGAAGAAGAUUCUCAGCGUCUCAGCUCUUAUCGCCAUCGGCGCAGCCGCUGCCAUCGUUGUUGGUGUAAUUGCUGUCACUGUGGUUAAUCUCCGCGUUCGCGGAGCAACAUCUCAGUCGACUGUGGCUCUGAACUUUUAUCCUGCCGGUGACGACUUGAGCCUCUCGACAUCGAGCGACACAGAUUCCGGCAAGCUCGUUGUGUUUUCAGAUAAUCUCGAUUUCCCGAUGGGCACGUGCGCGCUUCUUAACGAAGACUGCAAGCUCGGACGCGGAGGAUUCGGAGCCGUUUACCGGACUACACUCGAAGACGGGCGAUCCAUCGCGGUAAAAAAGUUAACCGUCUCGAGCCUCGUCAAAUCCGAAAAAGAUUUUGAACGAGAAGUCGAGAAGUUGGGGACGGUUCGCCACGUAAACGUCGUGGCGCUUCACGGAUACUACUGGACUCCAUCCGUACAGCUUCUCGUAUACGAAUUCGUCGCCGGCAGAAACCUCGACACAUAUCUGCACGAAGAAACCGAGCGGGGGACGUUAACAUGGAACGAGCGGUUCGACAUUAUCGUCGGGAUUGCGAAAGGGCUGUCUCAUCUUCACAGGAUGAACAUAGUCCAUUACAAUUUGAAAUCGAGCAAUAUCUUGAUCGAUGAUGGCGCGGGUGAGGCCAAGGUUGCGGACUAUGGCCUCGCCCGGCUUCUGCCGAUGCUGGAUCGAUACGUUCUCGGCAGUAAAAUUCAGAGCGCGCUCGGAUACAUGGCUCCCGAGUUUGGGUGUGAGAAUUCUUCGAUCACCGAGAAAUGCGACGUAUACGGGUUCGGGAUUUUGGUGAUGGAGAUUGUAACGGGGAAGAGGCCCGUCGAGUACUUGGAAGACGACGUGGUUGUGCUCUCGGAUAUGGUUCGACGUGCGUUAGAUGAUGGAUGUAUUGAGGAAUGCGUCGAUGGGAGGCUGCGAAGGUUCCCGAGCGAGGAGGCCGUUCCCGUGAUGAAGCUCGGGUUGAUUUGCACGUCUCGGGCGCCUUCGAACCGGCCGGAGUUGGGGGAAGUUGUGAGCAUUUUGGAGAUGAUUCGAUGCCUCGGCAAUGGAUAAUGGAUAGAGCAACGAUUUUUUUGGUAGUGAAAAAGAAAGAAGUUAUUUUUUGCUGUUAAAUGAUGUCUCACUUAAAAAUAUAUAUUUAAUUACAUAUUAUAUAGUUUUUCAAGGAAAACGGAUUUGUCAUUUUCUUUAUUAAGUUUUGUUACAUGUGAUUCUUGAAUGUGUGAUUUACAUGGAAUUUGAUUGUAUUAUUGUA